Messenger RNA from Gadus macrocephalus (Pacific cod), 1235 nucleotides. RefSeq names its product proteasome 20S subunit beta 1 (gene psmb1). The transcript is spliced from 6 exons. Bases 157 to 870 code for a protein of 237 amino acids. Lineage: Eukaryota; Metazoa; Chordata; Actinopteri; Gadiformes; Gadidae. The record is from RefSeq and is a predicted model, not a curated record. Gene Ontology annotation, cellular component: proteasome core complex.
UGUGGUAUACGUGGCCUGUAGGGGGCGCUACCUCGCGGUGGUAACAUGACUGGGCACAUGUUAUCAAAGUAAAAGAAGAACAAGCUGCCAUAUUGCAGUGAUACAGCGAGUUCAUCCUAUCAGUUUUUGAAAUAAGUUUCAGGCAGAAUAUAAACCAUGAUUUCUGCGCAAAGUUUUGGGGAAAAUGGGAAGAUGAAGGAUUAUCAUCAUACCGGGCCGGUAGAAUACCGGUUUUCGCCUUAUACUUUCAAUGGAGGCACUGUGCUUGCUGUAGCCGGGGAAGACUUUGCCAUCGUAGCCUCAGACACUCGUCUCAGCGAAGGCUAUUCAAUCCACAGUCGUGACUCGCCGAAAUGCUACAAGCUAACCGACACCACUGUCAUUGGCUGCAGUGGUUUCCAUGGUGACUGCUUGACACUGACUAAGAUUAUUGACGCUCGGCUAAAGAUGUACAAGCACUCCAACAAUAAGAUGAUGACCAGCGGGGCCAUAGCCGCCAUGCUCUCCACCAUCUUGUACGGCAGGCGGUUCUUCCCUUACUAUGUCUACAACAUCAUCGGAGGACUGGAUGAACACGGAAAAGGAGCGGUGUACAGCUUUGACCCAGUGGGCUCCUACCAGAGAGACACCUACAAGGCUGGAGGAUCAGCAAGCGCCAUGCUGCAACCGCUGCUGGACAACCAGAUUGGCUUCAAGAACAUGACUGGUGUGGAGCACGUGCCUCUAUCCAAGGAUAAGGCCGUCCAGCUGGUCAAAGACGUCUUCAUCUCGGCAGCAGAGAGGGACGUGUACACCGGGGACGCUCUUCAGAUCUGUCUCAUCACCAAGGAGGGUGUGAAGGAGGAGAUGGUCACACUCAGGCGGGAUUGAGUUCCCUCGGUCUUCUCUACAAUCUCACUUUCCAUCACCCUUUUACCGUUUUGUUCAUUAUACAUUCAGUCCCUUGGAAUAAGAGUGCUGAACUCAAGGGUUUGCUUAUCUAAACAAAAAAUUUCUGGGUUCUUUGUCUCCGUCACGUUGGUGUCGUUGAGGUCAAGUGGUUUUAUUUAGUAGCCCUACAUCAGCCCUGCUAUUCUGAAGAGUGCCCUUUCCCGUCCCCCCGGGGAAAGUCGCUUGCCUCUUUUCUCCUCCUUGGGGAAAACCACAACCCGAAAACCAUCCACGUCUGGAUUCUGCUUGUCUUUAUUUCACGCCAAUAUUUUUACGAUCUUGUAGAAUAAAAUGUGCUGAAUUUG